Molecule: messenger RNA, 2430 nt
Organism: Exophiala xenobiotica
Lineage: Eukaryota; Fungi; Ascomycota; Eurotiomycetes; Chaetothyriales; Herpotrichiellaceae
Exons: 1
Coding region: 112-1884 (590 amino acids)
Biological process (GO): vesicle-mediated transport; intracellular protein transport
Cellular component (GO): Golgi membrane
Source: RefSeq, a predicted model, not a curated record
CUUCUUCUGCUUUACAUCUCAACAGAAGCCUCCAUUGAGACGGCUUCACUUGAUUUACUGACACGUGGCAGUGGUCAGUAUGAUUCGGUAACCUAGCGACAUCUCCGCACCAUGGACGUCGCGUCCGCUGUCCAGAACUACAUCUCGAAAAUCGCAGGGCCCGGCGAAGGCGCUGCAGCUACUCAGUCGCAAAAGCUCAAGAUUCUACUCCUCGACAGAGACACUGUUUCAAUAGUUUCGACCGCGAUUACCCAGUCAGCUCUCCUCAAACAUGAAGUCUUCCUCAUUGACCGACUCGACAAUGCUGCUCGAGAACGUAUGCGGCACCUCCGCUGCCUCUGCUUCGUCCGACCUUCACCAGACUCGAUACAAUUGCUUAUAGACGAACUACGAGACCCCAAGUACGGAGAGUACAAUAUCUACUUCAGUAAUAUCAUAAAAAAGUCAUCCUUGGAGAGGUUGGCGGAGUCAGAUGAUCAUGAAGUGGUCAAAGCAGUACAAGAAUACUUUGCCGACUAUAUCGUGGUCAAUCCCGACCUCAUGUCUCUAAACCUGGGAUUUCCCACACAGAGACUAUGGAGCCACAGCCCGGAUAUUUGGAACACCGACGCCUUGCAAAGGACCACGGAAGGGGUCAUCGCGUUGUUGCUGUCUUUGAAAAAGAACCCUCUGAUACGAUAUGAGAAGAACAGCCUGAUGGCCAAAAAGUUGGCGACAGAGAUACGGUACCAGAUCACCCAGGAAGAGCAAUUAUUCGACUUCCGGAAGACUGAUACCCCACCAAUAUUACUGAUCCUCGACCGAAGAGACGACCCAAUUACCCCUUUGCUGACGCAAUGGACGUACCAAGCCCAAGUCCAUGAACUGCUAGGCAUCAACAAUGGCAGGGUAGAUCUCAGCCAUCUCCCCGACAUCCGCCCAGAAUUGAGAGAAAUCGUCCUCUCACAGGACCAAGACCCGUUCUUCAAGAAGAACAUGUACCAGAACUUUGGCGAUCUCGGCGGGAAUAUCAAAGAAUACGUCGACCAAUAUCAAACCCGGACAAAAUCUACCGCGCAGAUCGAAUCAAUAGCAGACAUGAAGCGGUUCGUCGAAGACUACCCUGAAUUCCGCAAGCUGUCGGGCAAUGUGUCCAAGCACGUCACACUAGUCAGUGAACUGAGUCGCCGGGUGUCGGCUGAUCUCCUACUCGAUGUAUCAGAACUCGAGCAGAGCUUGGUCUGCAACGACAACCACUCCACGGAUCUGAAGUCUCUUCAACAACAUAUCCAGAACCCCCAAAUACCAGCCGACAAUAAGAUUCGACUGGUCGCAUUAUAUGCGAUUCGCUACGAACGAAACCCGAACAAUGCCCUUCCCGUGCUCCUCGACCUGCUCACCACUGUCGCCGACAUUGCUCCGUACAAACUCUCAAUCAUCCCAAAGCUUCUAGCCUAUCACCAUAGUCUGCAGCCAGCUCCGGUAGCAGGCGGAUUCACCAAUCUUUUCGAAUCUGCAUCAUCGCCGUUCAACCAGUUCCGACGCAAUCUCAAUCUCAAGGGCGUCGAGAAUGUGUAUACACAGCACUCACCCCGACUCGAGAACACGUUGCAAAAUCUCAUCCAAGGACGCCUGAAGGAGCUGCAGUAUCCGUUUCUCGAAGGCCACACGCGCGAUAAGCCCCAAGACAUUGUUGUUUUUAUGAUUGGCGGCGUGACUUACGAAGAAGCAAAGAUGGUUGCCCAAGUGAAUGCCUCUGUGCCUGGUGUGAGAGUUGUCUUGGGCGGGACGAGCGUACACAAUUCAACCACUUUCCUUGAAGAGGUUGAUGAUGCGGUGGGGAGUUGGCCAGACCAGGCCCCACCUACGGCUCAGGGGAGGUUAGGGAGAGCCGUGGGGAGAUGAGCAUGUCGUCCAAGUACGAACGACACGAGGCUUUUACUACUUUCACCAUGAGACCGGCCUAUUCAGGCUCGCAUUGGCCGAUAUGUAGGAACGGCGCGUAUUCUACGGCUGUGCGUAUACUCGGCCCUUCAUCAAGGCUGAAACCAUAAGAACUCAGAACGAAUUUAAUGAACGAUCGAUGAAUAACGAGAGUGUAAUACAAUGUUUCCAUCUUCUCUACGAAGUUGCCUUGUUUCCUCCAACAACAUGAUAAUGUACAGUUGACGACCGAGCCUCUGCCUCUAGCGCUCGCCACGAAAGAAAGGGCGUCAUGUUAUUUCUGUUCAGACCGCCGGGCCUUCUCCCUUUGCGCCAUCUGUUCCUCGAUCUCUCCGCUUGACAGAAUCUUCACAGCAGACUUGUUGCCCACAUAACUCAGCCCACUCCACACCGUCGUCCCGGCUACGAGGUACAUCCAUCCUUCGAACACGCCUGUCAGAUUGUACGCGUGCACCAGACUUUCAGGCAGGACGGGCAAUAUCAUCGCGUUCCCAAUCAAGAGCAGCU